UUUGCACAGUGUUAGUAUAGACUGACGAUGCUUCGAACAUCUUUUAUCAAGCAAGCUAAUAAGCCAUUAUUGAAAAGAUUUUUGGCUUCAGCUGCAGCACCCUCAACAUCGGCAACUGCACAAUCCCCAGUGCCAACAUUUAAAACAAGUGUUUUACCAAAUGGGUUAACUGUUGCAAGUGAAGUCAUGCCAGGUACCAAAACUGCCACCGUGGGAGUUUGGAUAAAUGCUGGAUCUAGAGCAGAUAAUCCUACAAAUAGUGGGACUGCUCAUUUUUUGGAGCAUUUAGCAUUUAAGGGAACCAACAAAAGAACCCAAUUGAAUUUAGAGUUGGAAGUUGAAGACUUGGGAUCCCAAAUUAAUGCCUAUACAUCAAGAGAGAAUACGGUUUAUUACACCAAGUGUUUAGAAAAAGAUUUGGCUCAGAAUGUUGAUAUCUUGAGUGAUUUACUUACCAAAUCAAAAUUGGAAAAACGAGCCAUUGAAAACGAAAGGCAUGUUAUUUUACAAGAGAGUGACGAAGUUGACAAGAUGUAUGAUGAAGUUGUUUUCGAUCACUUACAUGCUGUAGCUUUUAAAAACCAAGAUUUGGGAAGAACCAUUUUGGGGCCAAGAGAAUUGAUCAAAACAAUUUCCAGAGAAGAUUUGGUUAAUUACAUUACUAAAAAUUAUAAAGGGGAUAGAAUGGCUUUAAUUGGAGUUGGUAGUAUUGAUCAUGAAAAACUUGUGGAACUCGGCCAAAAAUAUUUUGGCCACAUCAAGAAAAGUGAAGUUCCAUUCAAACAACAUGGUGAUGAUUUGCCAAUAUUUCACGGAGAUGAAAUUAGGAUCCAAGAUGAUGCCAUGCCAGUGACUCACGUUGCUCUUGCUGUUGAAGGUGUCAGCUGGUCCGCUCCAGAUUUCUUUACCGCAUCCGUUGCCAAUGGUAUUAUUGGAACCUGGGAUAGAUCAAUUGGUAUCGGUUCUAAUUCUCCAUCACCCUUAGCCGUAACAGCUGCCAUUGGUGGCCCUGGUCAAACUCCAGUUGCUAAUUCAUAUAUGGCUUAUACCACCUCAUAUGCUGACACUGGUUUAAUGGGUGUUUAUUUCACUGCAGACCGUGAUGCAGAUUUGAAAUUAUUUGUUGAUGCCGUAAUGAAAGAAUGGGCAAGAUUGAAAUCGGGCGAUAUCACUCAUGAAGAAGUUGAAAGAUCUAAAGCUCAAUUAAAAGCUUCCUUGGUUUUGGCAUUAGAUGAUUCAACUGCCAUUGCUGAAGAUAUUGGUAGACAAUUGGUAAAUACUGGUUUUAGAUUAUCACCAGAGGAUGUAUUCGAAAGAGUCGAGUCUAUAACUAAAGAAGAAAUUGUCGCUUGGGCUAAUUAUAGAUUAAAAGAUAAACCAAUUGCUUUAAGCGCUGUUGGUAAUGUCAAAACUUUACCAUCUCAUGAACAAAUGACCAAAGGCAUGUCUUUGUAAGAAAAUCAUUUCAACAAUAAUGCUAAAAUAACGAAUAAAGUAUAUAAGUUUUUAC
Messenger RNA from Hyphopichia burtonii NRRL Y-1933, 1510 nucleotides. It is a transcript of the gene MAS1, whose product is annotated as Mas1p. The transcript has a single exon. Lineage: Eukaryota; Fungi; Ascomycota; Pichiomycetes; Serinales; Debaryomycetaceae. Gene Ontology annotation, molecular function: metalloendopeptidase activity; metal ion binding. Gene Ontology annotation, cellular component: mitochondrion. Bases 28 to 1455 code for a protein of 475 amino acids. The record is from RefSeq and is a predicted model, not a curated record.